CCUCCACUCCCGAAACACUGACACCACCCAAUGCCCAGCUAAUCAAGCUCCCGUCCUUGUAAGCCUUCAUCUCCCCCCUCCCCUGAAUACAAGCAAGCAAUUCAACCCCCGUUCUUUCUCUUCUGCUUCUUUUCUACAUCAUGAAGCUUCUUCUGCCUCUACACGACCGAGACACCCGUAGAAGCUCCCAAGCACAUCCUCUUACCCCUCCCUGACAGUAGUUGAAGCUAUAUCCAUCCUUCCCAAACCACCAUCACCAUAACCACAUCUACAACACAUCACAGUUGUUCACAUACACAAAGAACACGACACAAUGGAACAACUCGAUCCCACAACAGGCAACCCCCUCCCCGCCGACGCAAUCCAGCGCAUCCUCUUCAUCGCCUCCGGCGCCCACGUCUACAACAUCCCGCCCCUCACCUCGAACAAGGGCUACACCGCCGCCGGCUGGACCGACCGCCAAAUCUUCACCGCGCGCCUCCGCGUCCUCGAAACAGCCUGGGAGACCACCGCCGCCGCCCGCCCUACACCCGUAGGCGUAGGCUCCGCCGUCGUCCCCGUGGCCCCCGGCGCCCCCGCGGGCAUCACCUCGAAAGAGAACCACAUCAAGGUCGACAUCGUCCUCGAGGACCCCUCCAACGGCCAGCUCUUCGCCGCCGCGCCCUACACCUCCAUCAACGCCGUCGAGCCCGUGCUCGACUCGUCGCGCUUCUUCGCCGUGCGCGUCAUGGACGGCCAGGGCCGGAAGGCGGUGCUGGGCGUCGGCUUCGAGGAGCGCAGCGAGGCGUUCGACUUCGGCGUCGCGCUGCAGGAGGCGCAGAAGAGUUUGGGUUUGCUGGACGCCAGCCACGCCAAGCAGGCUGCGGAGAAUAGCAAGCGCGCCGAGGAGGAGAAGAAUAAGGAUUACAGCCUCAAGGAAGGCGAGACCAUCACCAUCAACUUUGGCGGGUCAAAGAUUGGGCGCCGGGCGAGGACCGAGUCCGGGUCCGAGAUCCCCGGCGGAGGAGCGGGAGGAGGGUUGCAGGGGUUCUCUCUUCCGCCGCCGCCGAGCGCGCCCAAGAGCAGCGGUGGUGCCGGCAGCUUCGGAUUGCCGCCGCCGCCGAGUGCUGCCAAUAUCCGGGACAAGAAGAGGGAGAACAGGAAAUCCGCACAGGAUCUAGGGUUCGACGACGGCCAGUUUGGAGAGUUUGCGUAAGGGGUUGGCUGGCUGGCUGCCGCGGAGUGUCUGUCACGCACGAGCUGAACAACUGCUUCGAGGUAGUUUCGCUUUCGCAGUUGGCAACGAUAGAAGAAAAAAGGAACAAAAGCUCAGUCCCCUACAAGAGGAGGCUUACGAAAGAUCCGAGCUACACCUCAUGUGAAAUGAGACUCGGAUUUUUACAAGAGAAAGCCGGGACUCGAACCCGGGACCCAUGGGAGCGGGGCAAUUCAAACGAGGACAUUCCCCGCCACGCCAUGGGCCUUGGUGACAGUAUCAAACAAAUUUGUUUGUUAUAGAGGCAUGGUGGCAGGUGGUUGGCGGUUGGCGGUGAGCGAAUGGGUGAGACUGGAUGAGUUGGUGACGGCUGUGGUGUAUUCAUGGCCAGGAAUAAACAAAAAAAAGUCUAAAGAGAGGCACGUUGAGGAGUUCGGAGGCGGCCCUUAUUUGAUGAUUAUAGUAAAAAGAUUCCCUACCCUGCUUUACUGCAGUUAC
Molecule: messenger RNA, 1693 nt
Organism: Colletotrichum scovillei
Lineage: Eukaryota; Fungi; Ascomycota; Sordariomycetes; Glomerellales; Glomerellaceae
Exons: 1
Coding region: 314-1195 (293 amino acids)
Biological process (GO): endocytosis
Cellular component (GO): membrane; clathrin vesicle coat
Source: RefSeq, a predicted model, not a curated record